Neocloeon triangulifer is the source of this 2074-nucleotide messenger RNA. RefSeq lists its product as uncharacterized. The coding region runs from base 315 to 1943 and encodes 542 amino acids. The record is from RefSeq and is a predicted model, not a curated record. The transcript is spliced from 4 exons. Lineage: Eukaryota; Metazoa; Arthropoda; Insecta; Ephemeroptera; Baetidae.
ACAACAAACACAUGUGCUACAGAUGGCUACAGAUCAAGAACUUCCUCUUGCUACAGAUUAACAGAAGAGAGAAGCACAGCCACAAUUUAACAUCAAAAUCAAGAGGCUGGGUAAAGGAGCAGAGCAGAGGCAGAUAGCCAUAGCCACUACUUAUAGUUUUAUUUGCGAUUGUAUUUUAUUCUUUGGUGUUCUGUCCUUGCUUACAUACGUUGCAUCCUGAAGGGUUUUAUUUGAUAAUUCCCUGCCUGCCGGUCGGUCGUCGGUCUGUUUUGUGGCUACUAAGACAAGAUAGGGAAUCUAGGCUUCCUUUGGAGAUGGACGCGAUGGAGCAGUUGGAGCAACUCAUGGAGGUUAUCAUGGAGCAAUUUUUUGAAGUUGGUUGCAAGAGGUCAAUAAUGCGAAAUUUACGGCCCCUGAAGGAACUUUCUCUAAUGACAAUAAGAAACAGUGCUUCAGUGAAGACUUCUGCAGUUCCAUAUCAGCACUUGUCGCCAUCCCUGCGGCUUGAUAUUUUGAAAUACCUGGAGUCCCAAGGGGAAUGUGACAAGCUGCUUAGUCAGGAAAUGAGACUCUGGAUUUUUGAGUUGCUUAACCGCCUCCUCGAUGCGUCUAUUAAGGAAUUCGACUUCAUCGUGUUCUCUCAAUGCAAAACCUCAGAUUAUCCCCGUGAUUGUCAAGUGUGGGAAAUGCUUAUUGAGCGGUGCCCAAAUUUAGUUAGGGUUGCCGACUCUCGGAAGGUGGCCAUUUUAACUCGAGACGAAGAUGGAGCAAUAGUGAGGAGCUUAUAUGAUCAAAGCAUCGAACAAAUUAAUUUGUUCAUAUUCCAAUAUGUGCCUUUCCUGCUCAAAUUUCCCAAGCUCAUGCAUAUCGAAUUAGGAUGGUAUAUUAUGGAUGAGAAUUCUAUGGCAACAAUUGCAGAAACAUUUCCCAACCUUCAAACUCUUUGCUUUGCUAUCGACUUCGUCACUUUUAACCUGCUCAAGAGUUUGUUUACCCUGCAGAAGCUAGAAAUACUUAAAAUCAACUGGGACCACUAUUCGAGCUCAACUAAUGAGUCAUUGGAGUUGAAGCAGUUUGAGCAGAGUCGCAUGAUGUUUGAAUGCCUCAUACACCUACCACUGUUGAGAAUUUGCUGUUCGGACAAUACAGAUGACACAAUACGCCAUGGAGUUCUUAAAUUUUGCUCUGGAGGGGGAACUUUAAACUUAGAGACUCUAAGAACUAAAGGCUUUUUUGACUUCAAACUCGUUCCGUCUUUAGUAAACUUAAGAAUCGACGAGCCUCUUUUCUUCAAAAGUUUUAGCAGUCUAGACUGUCUACACCACCUGAGAGUGCUACACUUGCAUAAGGUGGUGAGUUUUGUAAAUCUGUCAGAAGUGCUCUCUGACUGUGGUAGUCGCCUUGAGGAACUGACCAUUAAUUCAUGUCCAGAACGAACUGUAAAUGUGGAUCCCUUUGUACUUUUUUCUCUCUGCCCUCGACUGAAAAAACUCAGUCUCUUAUUAGUAAACUUGGACCUAUCUGAGGUUGAAAAAUCCAGUGCACUUGUAAAUGAAAGCCAUUUCAGUCGCAUGGAAAGUUUCCAGUUCAUUAGUGUCUUCAGCACCUUUCCAUCCGAAUUAAUAUUCCACAUUCUGUUGGCUCCUAAUCUAAAGUACUUUCAUGUGAACAAUUUAAACAUAAUAUCUUCUAUAUCAUUUGCACAUUUGUUGGUCAAACUGGUCCAUGGGCAUGCCUUGCAGAAGUUGAAGACAUUUGAAUUUGGUUGCCAAGUUGAAGGACCUUACAACAGUCUAAUUGUGUUCCUCAGCCUCCUUCCAGUUUAUGCACCAAGACUUGCGUUGCUAAAAUGUUGUUCAGCUGAAGCAGAGCUUAAAACGAAGCUUCUUAACUCCCUACUUACGAUAACAAUUCCUGAUUUUUUAUUUGAAUGUCCUCCAUAAUCAAGGUGAGCAGGAAUGAAAAAUGUAAUGUUUGAUGCCAUAUUACUAUUUUCUAUUAUAAUCGAGACCAUAAUUGUUGAAACCUUAAAUAAUUUUUCAAUAAAUUGCAAAAAAAAAUUAUUAUGAACAUU